Messenger RNA from Amborella trichopoda, 1145 nucleotides. RefSeq names its product Alpha-L RNA-binding motif/Ribosomal protein S4 family protein. The record is from RefSeq and is a predicted model, not a curated record. Lineage: Eukaryota; Viridiplantae; Streptophyta; Magnoliopsida; Amborellales; Amborellaceae. Gene Ontology annotation, biological process: rRNA processing; ribosomal small subunit biogenesis. Gene Ontology annotation, molecular function: rRNA binding; snoRNA binding. Gene Ontology annotation, cellular component: small-subunit processome; Mpp10 complex.
AACAUAUGAAAAUUAAUAAAAGAUAUUGUUUGAUGUCGAUUCGAACCAAUGGAAAAACUUUGCAAAACGUAAAACCCUUUCUAAAUCCUUGAAGCCUCGUCGCUGCCCUCCGCAAACCCUAGGUUGAAGAAGGGAAAGGGACUCGCUCAUAGAAGCCGCUUGCUCCAUCGCCAUCAUCACAGAGCAGGAACCCAAAAAUGUUUGAUGUUGCUGAGAGCGUGAGACCCAUUUUGUGAAGGACACAGUUUUUCUUUCGGGGUUUCUACUUUGUGUUUGUUUGUCUGAGUAAUCAUGAGGAAGCUCAAAUUCCAUGAGAAGAAGCUUACAAAGAAGGUCAACUUUCUGGAUUGGAAGAGGGAAGAUGGUCACAGGGAAGCAAUGGUUAUGCAGCGAUACCAUGUCACUGGCCGAGACGACUACAAGAAGUAUCAAAAACUCUGUGGGAUGGUUACAAAGCUUGGGAACAUCUUGAAGCAGAUCGAUCCCAAGGAUCCUUUCAGGAUAAAGAUGACAGAUGAGCUCAUAGAAAAAUUAUAUAACAUUGGAGUAAUUCCAACAAAGAAGGGGUUGUCUUUGUGCGAUCGGCUGUCUGUCUCUUCAUUCUGCAGGCGCAGGUUAGCUACAGUUUUGGUGAGACUUAAGUUUGCAGAGCACCUGAAAGAGGCAGUUACCUACAUUGAGCAAGGACACAUCCGUGUGGGCCCGGAGACUGUGACUGACCCUGCCUUCCUUGUCACCCGAAACAUGGAAGACUUUGUGACUUGGGUCGAUACUUCGAAGAUUAGGAGGAAAGUUUUGCAAUACAAUGAGAAGUUGGAUGAUUAUGAUCUCCUCAACUAAAGUAUUGGGACUCAUGUAACAUGGACACACAUAUCUAUGGUUUUUGGUAUAUGUUAACACACCAAAUACAUGAUACUCGUAUCUAACACUUUAGAAUGUUUGACACUUCUUAGUAACCUGUUUCUAUUGAAAUAUUAGGUUAGGUAUUUUACAGUCACCUAAAAGGCUACCUCCCUUUUAUUUAAAUGUACAUAUUUGUGUUUGAAAAGCCAGUUGCAAGUUCUAUCAACCUUUAUUAAGCAGUUUGGGAAAGUACCAAGCUCACAUCAUCUUUUUAUUUCCAAUAAUGGAUGGAUGGUUAUUCA